Molecule: messenger RNA, 6794 nt
Organism: Hyalella azteca
Lineage: Eukaryota; Metazoa; Arthropoda; Malacostraca; Amphipoda; Hyalellidae
Exons: 11
Coding region: 116-2626 (836 amino acids)
Source: RefSeq, a predicted model, not a curated record
UUGGUUAUGUUGACGCACGCAAGUCGAAAAGUGGUGAAAUGAAAACAGCUACCUAGUGAAUAGUGCUCUUUAUCUUAGACUUCGUCAAAAUCAUUUAUAAACUACUUUGUUAAAGAUGGCUGGGCUAGGAGCCAAAGACAUUCUUCGUAAUGUGACUGCACUAGAACAAUUAAUAGAGGAAAUUAAUUUUCAGAGAGCAAAAGAAAUGCGUCAAUGCUUGAUGUCGAAAGAAGCUGACACUGGCUUUGUUGUAGUUCAUGGCACCACGUAUUGGACGGAUCUCUUCGUGCGGCACUUCCUCUUCCAGACCGACAGAUCAACAGAUGCUGAUGACCUUUUGUUUUUUAUUAGGAAAAAACAUGUUAGAGGGCCUAGACAUGUUCCUAAAUACCAGACUGAAGUUGAAGUGUACAGGAAGGACAGCAGAAAGUUGCCCAUUGGAGACCCAGACAUAGAUUGGGAAGAAACUGUCUACCUCAACCUUAUUAUUCACCAGUUUGACUACACACUCACAUUGGCUGUGUGCACACGGACCAGUCCCAAAGAUCUCCAGGUCCUCAAGCGUCAUUCUCAGAAAGUGUAUGCCAGCCCAAGCAGGAGACGCAUGGACACCAAGGGAGAAGUAGAAGAAAUUACGUAUCCAAAUGUCUGCUUCCAUGUGGAUAAUUUUGAUGAGGUUUUCUGUGAUAUGCAAGUGCGGGAUGGUGAGAUGGUCUGCGUGGAACUUGUGGCCGCUGAUCAUUCAGGCACCCGGCAAGCAGUUAUCUUUCUGGGGUCCAUACGAUAUGAUGCCCUCAAAAGGGUCUAUGAUGCACGAGCAAGUCUGAGCAGCAAGGUGGCGCAGCGCAUGAUGCUCGGUCUUUUCUCUGGCAACAACAGCCAGCGCAUCGAGUUUGUCAGGAUGAAGGGCCCAGCGGGCAAAGGACAUGCUGAGAUGGCCGUUACUAAACCUAAAGGCUCUGGGGUGGAGACGCCGACGUCAGAGCCUGGCGUGUCUCUCACUGAUCUCUGGGACCAAGACUGGGACGAUGAACCUGAGGACCGACUACUGUACCGUCACCAGCGUCGACUGAGCGAUCCGAGUGCCAACUUCAACACGUUCAUCAACUCGGGCUGGAGGGCGAGAGGAGGAGGGGCGGUGGGUGGACCUGACAGUGGAGGGCGCUCCCGGUCCGAGAACGAGGGACUCGACAGUUUUGCGGAUGGCCUCUACGAGAUAGAGUCUGGCGACGUGAGGGACGCAUCAACGGGCUGUUGUCAGUGCUGCAUAUCGAGCGGCGCUGAGCAGAAGGGCAGCAUGGCUGUCGCCGAUGAAACUGAACAAUUUCACAAAGUACUGGAAGAGUUGCGGUGUUCAAAUUGCGGACAUUUCCAUAGCCCUGAUCCAAUUACGCUGCCAAGUCGCGGAUCUACUGGGCUCGAAGACGGCAGCCAAUCCCUGAGUUUGGAAGAUGACAAGGAUGAAAAUGCAGAAGACGACGAUGAUAUUCUGAUCCAUGUGGAUGCUGAUCCCGUUGGUCUUUCUAACUCCGAGUUCUGCGUGGUGACUUCUGAGAUCACAGCAACUGAUGCACUUUCUCUGACUGACGCCAUUUUGCCAACAAAUACAGCGUCGUCAUGCACGAACGUUUCUCGAGCUAAUGAGGGUGCGAGCUCUAGUUUUACUAGCGUUAAAAUUUCUGAUGGAGUUGACUCUUCAGAAGAGGCUGCAGGUCCAGAGGUGGGAGAUUUCCAGACUCAAAAUCUCGCAUCUAUCGAGAAAAUUUCAGAAAGUGCAACUUGUAAAUCCAGUUCAAAUGAAAUGCUUGAGUGCGUAGAAAUUAUGCCCGAGAAAACUUUGCUCUCAACUCUUCAUCCAACUAAGUAUGAUCCACUUCAGUGUCCCGAGGUAAUAUUUGUUGAUCCUAAAGGGAAUGAAAAAGAAUGCCAUAGAGUAACUGAACUGAAGAUAGGUCAUUCUAAACCAGCAGUCUCAGGCGACAGCUUUAAAGGGAUCAAUCCUGAUGAACCUGGCAACUUAGACGCAAUUCCUCGGCUGCACAGUAUCAGCUCGGCUAAGAAAACCCCUGGUACUGCUGUGAGGAUAGGUGCCGAUACUUCAUUGUCAAAAGUAGAUUCUAGUCGUAUGAAAAGGAAGCCACCCAUUGUAAAGGCCUUGAAAUGCUUCAAAGGAACCAAAGUAACGUACAGAGAUCUGCCGGUUGGAGAGAAUGAAGAAGCCGACUGCGUGGCAAAUGAUUCGGACAAUGAUUGUGGAACAGGUGCCGAAGAAGAACAGCCUGUUGUAGCUGACCCGCUUUUGAGAAGGAUCAAAAAAACUAGAAAGACGAAGAUAUCAAUGCCGUACAAAAUUUGUCCUGAUGGCACUCAUGUGAACUUCCUGAGCGACAUCAAGCUGGACGACGGAGCGUACAACCCGCUGUGGAGCACGCGAGGCUUCACGCAGACCUUCCACUUCUGGAAGGAGAACCGUCGUGCGCAGUCCGUGCCCUUCAACGCCUACCUCACCUACGUCACCUUGCCGUGGUUCCACAUCAUCACUGGUGAGCCUACAUCACCUACGUCACCUUGCCGUGGUUCCACAUCAUCACUGAUAUUCUGGACCACGAGACGGGUCCCAUAUUGACGUUCUAACGAAGCUGGUUCUUUUUACGACCUCCUCACCAUCGCGCUUGUCGAGCCAACUCCUCGCUACUUACGCCGCCCGCGUCUGUCGUCGCAGCGUUUUUUUUUUUUUUUUUGUCAGGAUUCCGCUAUCUGAACGCUCGCUCUGCUAUAAAUGUGUGUGUAACUUACUACUUGGUGCUAAGAAAAUUAAACCUGCCUGCCUGCAUGCUCUGGGUAACUUCUUACGCGAUUCUUCAAUUUGAAUUUGCACGCUUAUUUAUGUGAUGUGCGAUUGCCUAGUCACUUGUCAUCAUAAGUGAGGAUUUUGUUAUUGUAUUUCCGUGACGUUAGGAUGAAUUAUUCUUAACUUGCCAAUACUUCCUCUUUGACAUGUUCUUCUAGCAUUUAGUUACUAUUACAUUCUUUAAAGAGAGACUCGUCAAUUUAUUGUUUUAAGGGAAUGUUAUAAUUGUUGCCAUUGUCAUAUAGUUGGCGCAAAGUAUCCUGAACAAGCAAUUUAAACACCCUGAGAACAGGCUCGACAAAAUUAUCACAAGAAGGUGAAGUGAAAUUCUACUUAUUUAUUUGACGAUUCCAUAAUGUAUUCCCAGUGUCAGUAUUUACGUAAGUGUGACACAGUGUCUUAGUUGACACAAUUUGUCACUCCCGGACUCAUAUAGGCAAUUGAUGUUAUGUAAUUCGCUUAACUUACGUUGCCUCUGAGAAAGCUUGUAUGUUAAUCAAGUCUUGCGAUCUGAAUUCUUGUCUCCCUGUGAGAUUAUGCUCAUGUGCUCGCUAACAAUGCAAAGAUAUUUAGCUUUGAUAAUUUAUCAAGAUGUUUCAUAUAAAGAUAAACAGAGUCUGUUUCUUUUUGUGAAUGUGCAACUGUGUGUUCUUGUAAUUGAAUGACUACGAGAUAACUCCAAUAUAAUCGGUAAUAUAAACAAUUAUAAGCAGCCCUAUCAAAUCUCUAUCAUGAGUGGGCAAGUAUCAGCAUAAUCGGUCUGAGGACGAUGCAAGGUAACCAUAGUUCAAUAUGCAUCGUCAUGUUGGACUGGUAGGUUCCUUCACUGGCAGACUUGGAUGUUAUCGAGCAGCUUGCUGAGUUGCUACUAAGUUGACUAAGGUGGCUAGUCAUUAUAGUUGCUAAUAGAUUGUGAUAAAUACAUAUACUCGUUGCCAUUUGUUGCACUCAUCUAUUUACUGUACACUUUUCUAAUGUCUUCUCAGUGCUACGCUUAUCUUCCUGUGUUCACUGUCUUAACUGUAUUAAAUUUUUAACCUAUUGUUGCUUUAAAAUAUAGUUUACUAGUUGUUUAUCCUGGUGUGGAGGAUAGAUAUCCUCUGAAAUUUUAAAUUCCUGUUAUAUUGAAUUCUUAAACCCCUAAAGUCUUAUUCGGAAAUUUAUAUGAAACUUCAACUCUAUUUUAUUCUAAUGAACUUUACACGAACUGAAGUAAGAAUCGCUUUUCGAUUAUUGAAUUCAACUCUCCAUUCCCCUCCUUUGAAAGCUUUAUACUCAGUGCGUAAAAAAAUGUGCAUAAACUUGACCAUUUUUACGUGUGUUAUUCAGUCAUUCGAUUUAUGUUCGUGGUAAUUUUAAAUUCAGAAUUCAUGGCGUGUUGUUUAUCAAAUAAGUAUUCACAUAUACAUAUACGAUUAGUGUGCUGCUUUUAACUCGAUGUGAUCUACUUACUCAAUUGGUCACAACCUUAUAUGUUCGGGUGAUACCUGUUCUCUAUCUCCAUCUCGAUGUUGUUUGUAAAUCUUUAAAAUUAUUCUCUUCUAAGAGCCAUUUAAUCCUGGUAGACACUGAAACGAUAUACGUGUUCUUAAAUGCCAAUCAAGCCUCAGCCCUAAUGAAAAUUUGGAGCCAAUAUCUUGCCAAGCUAUGAAGACUCAUUUUUCACUUUACAGAAAUAACCAAUUUGCAAGUAAUUUAAUUUUCUACCAGCAGUAUCCAUUCGUACGCCUUAUAGGGUAAUGGCAGAUAUGCGCGGUUAAGCAACAACUUAACAGCUGUGACCACAUUAUCGCAAUUCAGUUCCGAGUGCUUUUGACUGUUCAUUAUUCAAAUUACCUAGCUUCUAAUUUGUCAUCAUUUCACGUGAGUCAAUUAUUUCGUUAGGUUUAUUUUCUACAUUCAAAUUGUUAUCUCGUCUUAUUUCUAUUCACGAAAUAUUUACUAAGGAGAGUCGUUUGUCACUUGUUAUUAUGCUCGUGCAACUUUAAGGGCUGUCGAGCUGAGAUAUCACGUCAAUUCUAGUUUGUGUCCAGGCUUUUUUUUUGUAAUUUUCGCUUUUCUGUUAUAAUUUUUUAGGAACUUUUUCUCGCGAAAACGUUGGUAUUGCUGUACGACGGUAUGAACGUUAUCACACAGGUAUUGACAAAGAAGUGGUAUAAAGGUUAGAAAAGUGUAUUUGAAAUAUUGUAAGGGAUAUUGUUAGACUUGAGGUACUGCAAGCCAAGCUCGCCACUGCCUUAGCCUUAAUGAUUCCCAUCCCUCCUUAACUUGCGUGUAAAAUUUCUGCUGGUGUCGCGCUAUCUGGAAUAAUUAUAUUUCACUUGAGUAAUAUUAAAAACUCGAAAACGGUAAAAACAAACCUCUAAAAUAUAUUGCUCCUAUCAAUUUCACGUAUUAAAAUAAUUCGAAAAUUUGUGUUCCAGCCUUGUUAGUUACUCUGGAAUAUGGUCUCGUCAAUCGACAAUAUAGUGUUAGCUGUUUCCAAUCAUGUGGUUUAAUUAAACGCGACUUGCAAUGUUUUGAGGAAGUUUGAUGUGUGUGCAGUUAUUAUUCUGGAACCAUUCUCGCUUAGAAUUUCCAGUGUGUAGUUGGAAAAUUUUGAUAAAUUUAGGAAUGUAUGGAGAUAGAACUCCUCCUAUAAUUAAUUAAGGUAAAGAGGAACAUUCCUUACGCCGCAGACUCGAGCCAAAGAUAAGUAGUGUAGUUUAACGGAUAAGUAGCGAGUGGUAAAGACGGUUUAUAGAUAAGAUUUCUACUGAUGCAACUUCGAUAGAUUCCAUAAAUUCAGUAUUGUUAUACCCAAGCGUCUUAGCCUAUCAUGUUGGCUGAACGGGUCGUGGCAGAUCCGAGUGUAAGCGUAUGACGCUUGCCGACAUUGUUUUUUAAUUUUUGUAGUAUCAGAGAUUGUACUGUUGAUUAAAUAGGCCGAUUAUGUAGCCGACAUUUUUUAAAGGCAAAGCAGAACCUUCACGUCAGAUUUUUGCUCGGAGAUUUGUGGUCUUUCUGAGAUGAUAAUUUCCUUGAAUAUUUGAUGCAGUCUCUGUGGUCUCUUACUAGUCGUCUUGUGUAUGUGAUUCUCAUACUUCAAUAGUUGAAAAAUUCUGUGCUUCAUGUACUCCAAUGUUAGUCAUUAUCCUCGUUAUUGAUAAGCAUAUCUGCAUUGUAUUUUCUGUGGUGCUACGCCUGCGUUUGUCAAUCUGUGAUGCACAUUUAGAUUAGGACAUUCUUCAUUUUUUGUUAAGAACCAUUAUCGGAUAAAAACUGCAUGUGGAACUUUGUCCAAUCUUCUUCACGCGAGAUAAAAUUCUCCGUUAUUUGAUUUUUCCGUCCGCGAUUCUCCUUUAUUGUUUGAGAAUCAAGAUUCGCGGAUUCCAGGCUCGAGCUCUUCACCCGCAUGUUUUUCUGUUAACUAUAUAAACAUUUGCUGAAAUUAUAAAUGCUUUACGUAAGAGCCGUUCAUGUCUACGGCAGCCGAAGCCUUGUGUACCAUCUUUGGUUCAAUGGCAACUCAUUGUAAGAGACAGAGACAUUCCAUUGUUAGGACAUCUAAUCCUUCACCAAUUUAACCUAAACUAAAUGUACUUAUGUUUGCAAAAUGCACUUUAUACAAUGAUGAUAUUUUAUGGCUUAUUUCUUUAAUGAUGAAUUGUCUCGUAUGAUGAGGUUUCUCACCACCACUAUCUCUGUAUGUCAAUAUUAGCCGAAAUCAUAUCUCAAACUUGGUGUUCUAGUCGAAGUUGUUCAAUGAGAACGUCACUAAGAUCCUUCGUAAUGUAUAUUUCCGCUUAUUAAACGUAACGCUCCGCCCCGUCCGAUGUGGCCAUACGUAACUGACUUCGAACUUGGUCUAGUUCACAGCCCAGUGCAACGUGAGGUAUGUAUGCGCGGUGGGCGACAACAGUUAAAUACUGUGAUUUAAACGUUAAAAAAACAUCAGACAUUA